Aplysia californica (California sea hare) is the source of this 584-nucleotide messenger RNA. RefSeq names its product DUF21 domain-containing protein At1g47330-like. The record is from RefSeq and is a predicted model, not a curated record. Gene Ontology annotation, biological process: magnesium ion homeostasis. Gene Ontology annotation, cellular component: intracellular membrane-bounded organelle. The transcript is spliced from 3 exons. NCBI's taxonomy places the organism in Eukaryota, Metazoa, Mollusca, Gastropoda, Aplysiida, Aplysiidae. Bases 1 to 372 code for a protein of 123 amino acids.
AUGUCUGAUACUGUGGUGGGAAUCAUCACUCUGGAGGACGUGAUCGAAGAACUGCUUCAGGAGGAAAUUGAGGACGAGACGGAUAUCGUUCAAGAAAUUUCUCAGAAGCUUCAGUUCUCCAUGGCUAAGCGUCAAAAAAGUUUGCAAAACUUGAUGCACAGAUGCCUUAGCAUGCCCCAGCAGUCGUGUGGUAGUGGCGUGCUCGUGCAGCGAGGGAAACAGGGGAACAGUCCGGACAUAGAGAGACAGUUGUCUACCAGCCUGCAGGAGGAACAUCUGGCAUCGAUGGGUCAAGGUCGGCGGCAAGAGGGAGACGGGGAUAACGACGCAGCACCACCGCACAGGACGGAGAGCCGAGUGAGGUUCUCGUGAAGUUUAUGUAACGUUUGUCGUUGUUAAGUUUAGCCGUUUGAUGUGCUGUCAGCUCGGAUGGUCUUGUCCUGGACUACAGUACAUCACUACCUUAGAAUUCAAAGUUCUAUCCAAUAUUUUUGUCCAUAUUAAGUUACUGAUACCAUGAGGUCAGAAACCAAAUUUUGUAAUCUGCUCUAUUAAAAUCAUAUGAAUAUUCGGAGUCGCUACCA